UCUACAUCAAACUAGUACACCCCUCUCUUUUGUAGUAUACCUGUAUUUUAUCAUCGCUGGUCGAUUUUUAACUUCAAUAUGGAGCACUCCAACUUGGAGAACAACCCACCGAUUCUCAAGCUGCCUUCCGAAAUUCUUGAUCACUGCUGGGGUUAUCUGAGACGACAGGACCUUUUCCAAGUGUCCAGCGUGUCUCGCGUAUUCUGGUACACCUCAAGAUCGAGGAUAUUUCAGUCGCUUACUGUCACCCUGCCAUCUCCGGCGAUCCUGCCAUUGAACCAGAGCCUGGUCCGCCGUUCAACGAACAAAGCUUCUAAGAUGCUUGAGCGUGCUGCUACCCGAAUCACAAGUUUCUAUUCAGAUCCAAGUGCUGGUGAACUCUGGGACAUCGUUCAGGACUGGACGGUUGCAACUGCACCGGCGAUCAGGAGCGACAUAUUCUGCUUUCCGCGCUCGCAGGAGAAGAACCUGGCCUUGAGAUCGGUCGAUGCCGUCUUUCCGUUUCUGACGUGCAGUCGUAAUCUUCGCUCUCUUGAACUUGUCCGCGUGAAUCUUGGAAGGCAACAAUGGAUUAUCAUCGAAUGCCUGCCUGCACUGGAGACACUCAGACUCAUCUCAUGCCUCUUCCCGCUUUCAUCUCAUUUGGAGCGCCCACUGAAGCUAAAGGAACUUGCAAUUGCUGGAGACAGCUUCGGUCCCCGUUCAAUCGAAGAACGCUUGGUUUCCGUGCUCUGUAACCCAACCUAUCUACAAAAACUUACUCUUAUCGACUUUCUUAUCACCCACACUGUACUAGCAGCCCUUUCGUCUAUGGGGCCCUUCCCCCACCUCACAUAUCUAAGCAUAUUUGUUACAUCUUUAAGUGGCGAUCAUUUUUUCAGAUUCCUUGCAGCAACACCCGCCCUAGAAACAUUGAGGAUAUUCCCCUGGUCUGCAAACAUCACUCCCCCGCAUCCCUUGCCAGCCCUGUCUUCCCUUCAGUCUUACGACGGCUACCCCAACCUGCUUUCUUACAUCGUGCCUGGACGACCGGUCGAUUGCGUUUGCCUCGUGCUUAUGAUGGUCACUACAGACGUCAAUCAACCAGGUUAUGUUAUUCAUACCGAGCUGGUCUCGACUGUACGCGACAUCUCACGUUCCACAAUUCCAGUCAGGAGACUAGCAAUUGAGUACUUUCUGCCCACAUCAAGUAACCUCGCCGCUAUCGCGAAGCAUCUUCCGGAUCUUCAUCGCUUGGACUUAGGUCUUAUCUCGGGGCCCCCGCCGCUCACACCCGAAGAAAUCAUUGCCCUUUCCGAGUCAAAUUCUGAGUUCGGCCUCAACUAUGGUGGUGAAUCACUUGAUACUGUGGACACUACGCAAGGUCUCCUGAGUUGGCUAGCAGAAGGUCAUGCACCACUUCCGCCCAAGCUGGUAACACUUCGACUAUCACAUAAUUCGGCGGGAAACGAGGACAUGCAGUGUAUAGAAGGUGUCGCGCACCGGGAACUCGUUCGUUGCUUACAUGGUAGGUAUCCGACACUGAGCGAGGUCGAGGUGGGAGGAUGCCGCUGGUGGAGAGAGGGUGUGCAUUGGUCACAGGAGAUUCUUGAGUUUGAGGAAACGUGAAUUCUCGUCGCGUGCGUGUAAGACUACAUGUGCUCCAGGUUCACACCAGUGGGAUACAAAUAGCGCUAUAACCAUGCAUCCAUUACAACGCCGGAAAAUGAGUAGAUUUGGAAUCACUCUCAUUGCAAUAAGC
This is a messenger RNA of Suillus bovinus, 1741 nucleotides long. RefSeq lists its product as uncharacterized. NCBI's taxonomy places the organism in Eukaryota, Fungi, Basidiomycota, Agaricomycetes, Boletales, Suillaceae. The record is from RefSeq and is a predicted model, not a curated record. The coding region runs from base 79 to 1608 and encodes 509 amino acids. Gene Ontology annotation, molecular function: protein binding. The transcript has 3 exons.